Molecule: messenger RNA, 1338 nt
Organism: Penicillium brevicompactum
Lineage: Eukaryota; Fungi; Ascomycota; Eurotiomycetes; Eurotiales; Aspergillaceae
Product: fungal specific transcription factor domain-containing protein
Exons: 1
Coding region: 1-1338 (445 amino acids)
Biological process (GO): DNA-templated transcription
Cellular component (GO): nucleus
Molecular function (GO): DNA binding; zinc ion binding
Source: RefSeq, a predicted model, not a curated record
AUGGACAGGUCAACCAUUUCCCAAGAGGACUGUUUGCAUGGGAUAGAUGACUAUUUCGAGCAUCUUUAUCCGCUCCCUUCAUACGCCUUCUUGCAUGAGCAGUCGAUUCGCCAACAGCACCAGAGCAAUGCUCUAGAGCCGUCACUUGCAUUGUCCAUUACGGCAGUGGCGAAGGUGCUCCUAUCAGAUCAGCAAGAGAGCGAGAUGAUUGCAAAAGCGGAAUCAAUAAUAUGGGAGCACAUAGAAAGACCUUCUAUCGUGAAGCUCCAGUCCUUGUCGCUUGUUAUACACUAUCGCAUACAGACAGGUCAAUUUUCACGGGCUUAUAUGCUCGCCGGAUUGGCAGCACGAGCUGCCACUGCAUUACGCCUUAAUUAUGAGCGACCAGAACUGUCUGUUAUUGCCCAAGAGACCCGGCGACGAGUUCUGUGGGCGUUGACAUUCAUCGACGGGUAUUUCUCCGUGGGCCUGCCAGAAUACGAGACCAUACCACACACAAUAAUCUAUCAGCAACUACCUUGUUCAGAGGACAUCUUCAACGGAAGCUCAAAUCAAGAAACCCAGCUUAGUCUACUGGGCGCUUGCAUUCGACUUUCCAAAGUGCAGAAAGAUAUCAUGCGCUUGACUCGACAGCUGGCGCUAUCUGAGCAACCUCUGGCACAAUUGAAUGGUCUAGUCCAGGAGAUCCAGAAGGAUCUAUGGCGCCUCCAAGCAGAAGUUGAACUGUCGUGUGGGUUCCUCAUAUGCCGGCCACAUGAGAUAGAAAACUCACGCUGGUUUCCACGGCACCUGCAAAUCUCCAUUUCGUGGCACCAAGCGCAUUGCGACCUGUAUCGGCUGUUCCUCCCUGGAUAUCCCGAAGCGGCACCAAGGAUAAUUCUAGAUACCAUAGAGAUUGAUGUGAGAGAGCAUGCAGUUCGCCAAUGCCACGAGCACGUCUCACAGAUCAAUCAACUGCUUGCUGGCUUGUUGGACAUUUCACAGUUAGUUCUGCCGCACUACGUUGCCAUCUGUGCAUACCAGACAACGCGGCUUACCCUGUUCCUAUAUUGCUCGCCAGAUGUGAGUUUGGGGUUGGAUAUGGCUGAUGCUGUGCGGUGUGCUCACACUGCUGUUGCUGUUGCCGAGAUGUAUUUCUCGUCGCCGAGUACAAAGGAGCUUCUUGUGGAUCUAAAAAGGCUUGUGCAUACAGCAGACACCGAUCCUGUAUCGAUAUACUCGAAUUUUUAUCCUUCACCUCCGUUGGAUCAAGGCGUUCACAGGCAUAACCAUUUGGCGAUCCAUAGUUUGGUCCGACAAGCUAAUUUCGUGGAUGAGGGUUAUGAGGAAUCGGGUUGA